AACAAACUUUAUAUAUUGAUUGACAUGUGAUUUACAGGUUAAAAUUAUUUUAAAAGAGUUGAGAAAGAGAAAUCCUUUAUUAAGAAGAAUUCUAUUAUAAUUUAUCCUCUAGUGAUUCUGCGAGGAAUAUUGCAGAUAUAUUUAAACAUUAUAUAAAAUCAUUUGCUUUUUUUUAUUAAUUAUCACGGAGGAUUUGUAUAAUUACUGAGAAUUCUCGUUUCUUGGGCAUUCUAAAUAAUUUUUUGCGAUAUAAUUUUUCCGAAGAAUGUUGCGAAUAUUUGAAAGACAAAUUAUUCGAAACAUACGAGAUACAAAAAGAUUAAAUACAUGGUCAUCUCUCGCCACGGCGUUUAAUUCUAUCGUUAAUGAUGAAAGUCUGGUGAACAUAUCGAAGAAAGAAACAGGAUUAUUUGGUAUUCUGGAACUUAAAACUGAAAAUGGUUUUGAUAUAUUAAAAAAUCAUGCACUGGCGCAAGUUGAUAUUCUCAUCGAAGAAGCAACAAGUAAGAACAGAAAGAGAAAAAUGGUAGAAAUAUUUGAUGAAUUAUCUAAUACAUUAUGUAAAGUAGCUGAUAUGGCAGAAUUUGUUAGAAUUGCUCAUCCUGAUCAACGAUAUGUUCAAGCUGCUGAAGAUGCUUGUAUAACUAUAAGUGGUGCAGUUGAAAAACUAAACACACAUCGUGAGUUGUAUGAUUCACUAAAACAAAUAACAAGCAAUGGUGAUACUCAAUUGACAUCUGAUAUAGAUGAUCAUGUAGCUAAAUUAUUUCUAUUUGAUUUUGAGCAAUGUGGUAUACACUUGCCAGAGAGACAAAGAAGAAGAGUAGUUGAGCUAAACGAUUAUAUCCUGCAAAUAGGUCAAAAAUUUAUGGCUGGCGCUGUUACUCCAAGGACAGUUAACGCUGAUGUAUUACCCAGUGUCAUCAGGCAGCAUUUUGUAACAGAAAAUGGUCAGAUAUUAGUCCAAGGAUUUUAUACAGACUCUUCUAAUACUGCUGUUCGCGAAGCGGCAUACAAAUUGUUUUUAUACCCGGAUAAAGAGCAAGAAUACCUAUUGCACGAACUGUUGCAUUCCAGACAUUUGCUGGCGGAAUUUUGUGGAUUUGAAUCAUAUGCACAUAGAGCUGUGAAAGGCAGUACAGUUCAGACGCCAGUUGUAGUAAAGGAAUUUCUCAAUAUAUUAAAUGAUAACUUGCAACCUAAAGCGGCACAAGAUUUUCAAGAAAUGCAAAAAAUGAAAGAUGCUGAGUCGCGUGUAAAACAAGAAUUGAUGCCAUGGGAUACACCAUACUUCAUAGCAAAGGCGAAAAAAGCUUGGCUGAAUACUUCUACUGAUGAAUUUGCUCCAUACCUUUCUCUUGGUGCUUGUAUGGAAGGUCUAAAUUUCCUCACGCAAUCAUUAUACAGAGUUAAGCUCGAAUCCGUCCCAAUAUUAUCCGGAGAAGUAUGGGCGAAUAAUAUACAUAAAUUAGCUGUAAUAGAUGAAGAGGAAGGAAUCUUGGGUUAUAUUUACUGCGAUUUCUAUGAAAGGGCAGGAAAGCCUAAUCAAGACUGUCAUUACACGAUUCAAGGUGGAAAGCAGCUUUCAGAUAAUUCUUAUCAGAAUCCCAUAGUUGUAAUUAUGUUGUCACUACCGCAUCCACGUUGGUCAAAUCCAUGUUUAUUAAGUCCGUCAUCUGUGAACAAUUUAUUUCAUGAAAUGGGACAUGCGUUACAUUCUAUGCUUGGUCGAACAAAAUAUCAACAUGUUACUGGUACUAGAUGCAGUACAGAUUUUGCAGAAGUGCCAAGUGUGUUAAUGGAAUAUUUUGCGAGUGAUUCUAGGGUCAUAUCGAAGUUCGCAAAACAUUUCCAAACUCAAGAACCAAUGCCGGAAAAUUUAUUGUAUAAACUGAGCGCUUCAAAGAAUAUUUUUUAUGCUUCUGAACUACAAAAUCAAGUAUUUUACAGCAUGUUGGAUCAAGUAUAUCACAGUGGUAAAUUAACAAAAUCUACCACCGAGAUUUUAGAAGAUGUACAGAAAGAAUAUUAUGGUCUUCCAUAUGUAAAAAAUACGGCAUGGCAAUUCAGAUUUUUUCACUUGGUCGGAUAUGGUGCAAAAUAUUAUUCUUAUCAAAUAUCUCGUGCAAUUGCCGCAUGGAUCUGGCAAACCUAUUUUCACGACAAUCCUUUCUGUCGAUCAUCGGGUGAUCGUUAUCGAAAAGAAUGUUUAGCACAUGGAGGUGGUAAACCACCAUCGCAGUUAGUGUCAGAUUUCUUAAACAAGGAAGCUAAUGCCGUCACAUUUGCAAAAUCAUUAAUCAAUGAAGUUGAUAUGAAAAAUCUGCAUGUGCAAAGGAUAAAUGUCGUACAGAUAAUUGAGAAACGCAGUAUAUAAGAUAAUGCGAGAAGAUAUCAAGUUCAUAUACUCUACCUUCACUUCCUGAGGUUAUCCCUAAAUCUAUACAUGGCAAUAUGAAGCUAUUAUCUUCUCUUGCUAGAAUGAGCGCAAGUGAUGUACCAAAACGCUAUUUUGCUGUGGCAGUACUAUCUUCUCUCGAUUAAAAAACUACCAAUAGUCUUUUGGUAUGCAUUUACAUAACUGCGUUUGUAUUUGAUGAUUAACAGAUUUGUGUUAAAAUUCUCAGUGAGCAGUCUGUUGAAAUAAGCUGAACAUUCUUGUCAGUAAACAUUUCUGCAUUCGUAAAAUGUAUUAUUUACUAAUCUAUUUUAUAAAUACAUGGACAUGAAACAAUUUAA
This is a messenger RNA of Pogonomyrmex barbatus (red harvester ant), 2739 nucleotides long. Its product is annotated as mitochondrial intermediate peptidase. Gene Ontology annotation, biological process: peptide metabolic process. NCBI's taxonomy places the organism in Eukaryota, Metazoa, Arthropoda, Insecta, Hymenoptera, Formicidae. Gene Ontology annotation, cellular component: mitochondrion. The record is from RefSeq and is a predicted model, not a curated record. Gene Ontology annotation, molecular function: metalloendopeptidase activity.